CCUGCGUGUCGUCCCACCAACACACGCACAUAAACGCAAUAAAUGCUCCAACAGCCACCACACACACCCCGAGCUCACACACGCCGGGCUCACUCACAGCACAGCUUGCUAUCGCUCGCCGAGCAUGUUCUCCGGCUUAACCCAGAGAUCGAAUUGCUCCUCGGUGACGUGGCCGAGCGCCACGGCCGCCUCGCGGAGAGUGGUGCCCGUCGCAUGGGCGUGCAGCGCUAUCUUGGACGCCUUGUCAUACCUAUCAGGGACACAACACACACAGUGACACAGAGUGACACACACACAGACGGUGGGGUGAAUGGAAUGGUCUCUCUUUCUCUCUCUCUCUGUGUGUGUCAGAUACCCAAUGUGUGGGUUGAGUGCAGUGACGAGCAUGAGUGACUCCCGCAGCAGCUGGUCCACCCGCUGCUUGUUGCACUCGAUGCCCUUGACGCACUUGUCGGCCAGCGAGCGGGAGGCGUCGGCCAGCAGCCGGAUGGACCGCAGCACGUUGGACGCUAUCACCGGCUUGAACACUGUUCAAACAGAUCACAUGACAGACACAUCAAUGUGUGUGGGGCCGGGGGAAAUGGCGUGUUGUGUCCCUACCGUUGAGCUGCAUAUGGCCAUUGCUGCCGGCGAUGGUGACGGCUGUGUGGUUGCCCAUCACCUCACAGCACACCAUCGUCACCGCCUCGCCUGUCGAUUGGCACACAGACGAGACGACACACUCGUGAAGUGAUAUAAUGCCAUCCACGUAUUAUCGUCCGUGUGGCUGUGAUGUGCUCUUGGCACACACACACACAUCAGACGCACACUAAGCACAUUAAUGAAUUACAUUGUGUGGGGUUGACUUUGCCGGGCAUGAUGGAGCUGCCGGGCUCGUUGGCCGGCAGCUGCAGCUCGCCAAUGCCGCAGCGGGGGCCGCUGCCCAACAAACUGAACUCACACACAUAACAGACACACAUCUAUCCGUCCAUUCAUCGCAAAUAACAUAUCGACAUACCGACAUACCGGAUGUCAUUGGCGAUCUUCAUGAGUGACGUGGCUGUGGCAUUGAGGGCGCCGUGCAGCUCCACCAGGGCGUCGUGACACGCCAGCGCCUCAAACUACACACACACACACACACACACGAUGACGGGCACACGACCGUCCAUCCAUCCACUCUUCGAGUCGAUGCGUGUGUCGUGGGUAGGGUGAAUGAGUGGAAGAGCCCUCCGCUCACCUCAUCUCACCUUGUUCUCGGCCGUGACGAAUGGCAAUUCCGUCUCCCUCGCAACCUCAGCCUAAACACACAGAGGGAUGGAUGGUCUUGGUCUUUCUCUCUCCGUCUCUCCGACACGCACACACACAUACAGCGAAUUCCUCCGGGAAUGCCUUGUAGCAGUUGAUGCCCGUCCCCACCGCCGUGCCGCCCUGCGCUAACGCCAUGACGUCCUGCAGGCCCCGCUGCACCCGGACCACCGAGUUGUCAACCUGACACAAACACCCCCACAGCACAGAGAGAGAGAGAGAGGGGUGACGGAUGGAAUGGAUGUGUGGAUGCGUUUCUGUCUGUAUGGGCCGACCAGACCUACCUGUUUUCUGUAGGCUGAGAACUCGUCGCCCAGUGUGAGCGGCGUCGCAUCCUGUCCGACGCAAACGGACGGUGGGGCGUACAGUACACCGUGUGUGGGUAUGUGUCAUCCAUCACUCACAUAAGUACUUGCCUGCAUGUGUGUGCGUCCGAUCUUGACAACCGACUUGAACUCCUCCUCCUUGGCCCACAGACUCGCCGCAAAAUGCUACGGUGGACACACACAACACACCGGGGGCGGGCAGGGCACCACACCUGCAUUCAUUGCAUGUGUUGUGUGUGCAGUGCACACCAGGUCCGAUCUAGCUAGGCACUCACUGACCUGUAGAGCAGGGAUCAGGCGGCGAUGACACUCCACGGCAGCAGCGACGUGCAUCGCUGACACACAGACACCACACACACACAUAAACAAGGAGGGGGCGGACUAACUAGAGAGAGUGUGGCAGAAGAGUGUAGCGUGCCCACACACCCACAGGCAGACGCACAGGUACUCACCUGUGGGGAAGGUGUCGUUAGACGACUGAGCGUGGUUGCAGUGGUCGUUGGGGUGGAUGGGCGACUUGGUGCCCAGCGGCUGGCCCAGCAACUCGUUGCCGAUGUUGCUCAACACCUCAUUCUGCACACACACAUUCACACACACAUACACAGGGGGAGAGGGGAUGGAUGGACGUCGGGCCUGCCCAUCCCAUACAUCCCCUCUCUCACAACGCAACGCCCCAUACCAUGUUCAUAUUCGACUGAGUGCCGGAGCCGGUCUGCCUGCACACACACACACACACACACACACACGCACACCAAUACACACAAGGCCUCCCUCCCUCCCUCCCUCCCUCCCUGGCUCAGGCAGGCAGGCAGGCAGGCAGUCAGGCAGUGACUCACUGACCAGACGACCAAGGGGAACUGGUCCAUCAUGCUCUCCUCAUUCAGCACCCUGUCGGCCGCACGCACUAUCGCACCAGCCACCUUGGAGUCGAUCUUCCCGUGCUUGCCAUUCACACGCGCGGCACAUCUACACACACACACACACACAGACAGAGAGAGAGAGAGAGAGAGACCCACAGAGAGAAGGAACGGCACCUCACGCAGCGGAACACGCGCAGACACACACAGCCAGCUCACUUCUUGACGGUUGCGAGUGCCGUGAUGAGCGGCCGCGGCAUUCGCUCGUUGUCGGAUAUGCGAAAGUUAUCCAGAGAGCGCUGCGUCUGCGCGCCCCAGUACCUAUGGCCAACAUAACACAUGAAUGAGCGUGAGGAGUCCAUUCACACGCAUCCUCACGCAGCACGCCCUUAUCACUCUCCCUCACUUGUCGGCCGGCACCUCCACCUCUCCCAAAGAGUCCUUCUCCACGCGGAAUGACGACAUCGACCGCAAUGAUUCACAGCACCGAGAUCUAUGAGAGGCGUGGAACCCUGACAGCACACCAAGACGAGAAGGCUCCGACAAGAAUGGCUUGUAGCGAUGAAGCCACAUCGGGGAGAUCUGCCGUCGCGCGAUCUGUUG
Messenger RNA from Vitrella brassicaformis, 3070 nucleotides. The record is from the annotation of a GenBank genome assembly. Lineage: Eukaryota; Vitrellaceae.